This is a messenger RNA of Dacryopinax primogenitus, 962 nucleotides long. RefSeq lists its product as uncharacterized. Bases 198 to 893 code for a protein of 231 amino acids. The record is from RefSeq and is a predicted model, not a curated record. Lineage: Eukaryota; Fungi; Basidiomycota; Dacrymycetes; Dacrymycetales; Dacrymycetaceae. The transcript has 2 exons.
AAUCCUCAAGCCGUACAUCCAGCCGUUCAGGGUCGCGCGCCAACUCCCCUACUCCGACGAACUCCACCUUCGGGGAAGGAUCUCGUCGCGGACCGAGAGGACCGAGGGACUCGAUACAUAAUCGUGCUUUGCCCCGGCCGCCUUCUAUCAACUCGGUACAUGGGCCCUCUGGCCCGCCCGUGGCUAGCGCGGCCAGCAUGACCAGCAUGAUCAGCGCGAAUAGCCCUAAUGGGAAAGGCAAGGCCUUGCAGUAUGGUGAAUCUGGACAAUUUGACGAUCCGGAUAUUGACGUCUCCGUUUCUCCGCCCUUGUAUUCCGGUACAGAGGGCGAGUUUGGGCAAAUCGCAGAGCUGCUCAAGAAUAAGCCCCUGCCACUAGUACUCGAUCGGUCUACCACACCUGUACCGCCCGAACCCCCACACCCGGAAGACGUCCCGCUCGCCGAAGCGGUCGAAGUGGUGCGUAAGGCGACGCGUGCUGCUAAAGGCAAGAGGAACGCGCCCAUGUCCGCCCAGCGGAAGAAGACGAUCUUAGACCGUGCUAAGCCCCUCAACCUCGAUGACCAGGGGUUCAUCCUCGACCCUAGGGAGACGGAGGCGCUUAUGCAGUACGACGACUUGAUUACCCGUGAGCUGAUUAACCGGUUGCAGUCCCGUAGGGAUACGUUCGAGACGCGUGAGGAGUGGCAGAAGAUGCAUGUCAAGGUCACGAAUAAGGAGCUUGAGACGGCUGUUAGGAAGCUUCAUCCGGCGCUUAAGAAACUUAUUUUCCUCUCCGAGCCGUGGCCUACGGGGAAGAUGAACCCACAGGGGUGGGAAGUGGAUCCAAAGAUCUACAGGCAGCCUGGGAUUGCACCUGCUCCCCGCGUUGCCAUCACCCCGGCGCAACGCUGAUUUUCUGUUCUUUUAUCUGGUUGUCCAGUAUGUUGAUAUGUGCUCCAAUUGUUUCCUCGUUUUGUAUCC